Molecule: messenger RNA, 2502 nt
Organism: Closterium sp. NIES-65
Lineage: Eukaryota; Viridiplantae; Streptophyta; Zygnematophyceae; Desmidiales; Closteriaceae
Source: the annotation of a GenBank genome assembly
AUGCUUCGUCGCAAUCCCACGCGAAUUGAGCUGAAACCGGAGGAUCGGGAGGAGUAUUUUGAAGCCAGACGACUCGCAGCCGCCGCCGCCGCUGCCGCUGCAGCUAGUGCUCCCGGAACCAGCGGUGUGGGAGGAGGUGCACCUUCGGUGAACCUUCUUGCAGCAGCGCGGUUGGAUUCUGCGUUUCAGGGGAGCCGAGCAUCUGCGACCUGUUACUUCGCCGCGUCAGGGAGCGAGGAGGAGUGGGUUGCUGCAGGUGGUGGUGCGGAGGAGCAAGGGGCCCAGCCGUUUGAUGUGGAGCGGUGUUGGGCCGCACGGUCUUCCCAGUGCGCCGCCUGCUGCCCCUCCGCUCUGCGCUCUCUCACCGACCGACCUCUCACCCCCCUCCACCCCUCUCCACCCUUCCAGACCACCCGGUGCCAUGUAAGCCGCACGGUCUUCCCAGUGCGUCGCCUGCUGCCCCUCCGCUCUGCUCCUGGUGACAGCGCAGGCAUCACCGCAAGGGAUGACGCUCCCGUUAUUUUUAACGAGGUGGAAUAUUCCCCGGACGGACUCGCCGUGCUCAAGCACGACCCGCUGCUGGCGUCCCACGAGCCCCACCUGCGCUACCGCUACGCCCAGUUCCUCAAGCUCAAGAGGGCACUGGAGCAGCAUGAGGGAGGGUUGGAACAGUUUUCCCGAGGGUAUGAGACGAUGGGCUUCACGCGGGAAAAGGACGCCAUAGUCUACCGCGAGUGGGCUCCUGCGGCCACUGCGGCCCAGCUAGUGGGUGACUUUAACGGGUGGAAUGGCGAGUCGUGCUGGAUGGAGCGCAACCACUUCGGCGUGUGGUCCGUGCGGCUACCAGACAGAGACGGCCGCCCGGCAAUCGCGCACGGAUCGCGCGUGAAGAUCCGGCUGCAGAAGGGGGACGGCGGAUGGGUGGAGCGAAUCCCGGCUUGGAUCAAAUGGGCUACAGCUGAGCCGGGGAAGAUGGGGGCGUGCUACGAUGGCAUCUACUGGGACCCUCCGGCUAAGGAAAAGUACCAGUUCAAGUGCCCGCGCCCACCCAAGCCUGACGCCCCGCGCAUUUACGAGGCCCACGUGGGGAUGAGUUCGGAGGAGCCUCGAGUGGCCUCCUACGUGCAUUUCGCCAACUCUGUACUCCCACGCAUCAAGGCCGCCGGCUACAACACCAUCCAGCUCAUGGCCGUCGCCGAGCACUCCUACUACGCAUCCUUCGGUUACCACGUUACCAACUUCUUCGCCGUCAGCUCCCGAUCCGGCACCCCGGAAGAUCUCAAGUAUCUGGUGGACACGGCGCAUUCCCUCGGGAUUCGUGUGCUCAUGGAUUUGAUUCACUCCCAUGCGAGCAACAACGUUUCCGACGGGCUCAACGGGUUUGAUUUCGGGCAGUCGGCGGCCGAUUCGUACUUCCACACGGGCGAGCGGGGGUAUCACAAGCUGUGGGACAGCCGGUGCUUUAAUUACUCCAACUGGGAGGUGCUGCGGUUUCUGCUCUCCAACCUCCGGUAUUGGCUUGAGGAGUUUCAGUUCGACGGGUUUCGCUUUGACGGGGUGACGUCUAUGCUGUACCACCACCGGGGGAUCGGAAUGUCGUUUUCUGGAGAGUAUCACGAGUAUUUCUCGACGUCUACGGAUGUUGAUGCGGUGGUGUAUCUCAUGCUGGCAAAUGAUUUGAUUCACGGGGUGCGGCCUGAUGCGACGACGAUCGCGGAGGAUGUGUCGGGGAUGCCGACGCUGGGCCUGCCGGUGCCGAUUGGAGGGGUGGGGUUUGAUUACCGGCUUGCCAUGGCGAUUCCUGACCGUUGGAUCGAGUAUUUGAAGGAUCGGAGGGACGAGGAGUGGAGCAUGCGGGAGAUUGUUCACACGCUGACGAAUCGGAGAUAUACGGAGAAAUGUGUUGCCUAUGCGGAGAGCCAUGACCAGUCCAUGGUAGGAGACAAGUCGUUCGCCUUUCUCUUAAUGGAUUCAGACAUGUAUUUCCACAUGUCUGUGCUUGAGAAGCCCACUCCUGCUGUCGAGAGAGGCAUUGCUUUGCACAAGAUGAUUCAUUUCAUCACCAUGGCGCUGGGAGGCGAUGGCUACCUCAACUUCAUGGGCAAUGAGUUUGGGCAUCCCGAGUGGCUUGACUUCCCCAGGGAGGGCAACAACUGGAGCUACGACCGCUGCCGGCGGAUGUGGCACCUCCGAGACGACAAGCUGCUGCGCUACCAGCACAUGAAUCGGUUUGACCAGGCAAUGAACGCUCUGGAUGAGAAGCAUCACUUCCUUGCUGCCGACCAUCAGAUCGUGUCCAGUGCAGACGAGAAGGACCGGGUGAUUGUGUUUGAGAGGGGCGAUCUCCUAUUCGUCUUCAACUUCCAUCCCACCAAAACCUACGAGGGCUACAAGGUGGGGUGCAAGGAGCCGGGCAAGUGGCGAGUGGUUCUGGACAGUGACGCCAUUGAAUUCGGGGGCCAGGGGCGGGUGAGUAAAGUGGGUAGAGGAGCGGCGGAGUGA